Apis dorsata (giant honeybee) is the source of this 1959-nucleotide messenger RNA. RefSeq names its product kinesin-like protein KIF20B. NCBI's taxonomy places the organism in Eukaryota, Metazoa, Arthropoda, Insecta, Hymenoptera, Apidae. Gene Ontology annotation, cellular component: microtubule; nucleus; kinesin complex. The record is from RefSeq and is a predicted model, not a curated record. Gene Ontology annotation, biological process: microtubule-based movement. Gene Ontology annotation, molecular function: ATP hydrolysis activity; microtubule motor activity; ATP binding. The transcript is spliced from 3 exons. The coding region runs from base 1 to 1959 and encodes 652 amino acids.
AUGCUUUCCUCGAGGCCGAGGGUGAACGAUGACAACGAGAGCUCGGUGACGGCGCGUUGCCGCGCUUUGUCCGUUUGCCCCCACCACCCGACCAGCGACGUGUACCUCAGGAUAAAACCGACCCUCGACCCGACCCCUGCCGAGGAGACGUACGCGUUGCCCGACUCGACCACCACUCUCCACGUAAGGAGGGGGGAGAACGCGGAGAGAAGGUACUCGUUCACGAGGAUAUUCGACGGGGAGACGAAGCAGGCCGAUUUCUUUUACGAGAGCGUGCGAAGGCAGGUGAUCCACCUGCUUCUGGGCGAGAGUUCGACGGUGAUCGCUUACGGGGCGUCGAACACCGGCAAGGCGUACCCUCUGUACGGGACCCCGGAGGAGCCUGGCGCCAUACCCCGCUCGAUCGAGCUGUUGUUCUCGGCCGUAAACUGCACCCUCGCCCCCUGGUACAAGAUCGCGGACGACAACACGGUGGUCGCGUUGGACGAGCCCGAGCGCACCCUCGAGAUAUUGAACAGGACCAGUCUGAUAAACCCGAACGUGAUGGCCAAGGAGGAGUACACGCAGGCCCGAAUGUCCCUCGACAACUCGAACCCCCGCCUCGCCGAGACCGAGGAGAGGGACCUGUGGAGCGACGGGUGCAUCUCCUCCGUUUGGAUCUCGGUCGCUGAGAUCUACAACGACAACGUGUACGAUCUUCUGAUCGGGCACGAGCGGGAGAGAAGGCCGCUCAAGGUGACGACGCGGAGGGACGGGUCGACGUUCGCCAACGGCUUGAAAUUCGUCCACGUAACGACCGCCCUCGAGGCUUGCCAAUUAAUGAUCCUCGUCCAGUCGAGGAUGACGGUCGAGUCGUCCAACGCGUCCCAAUCCCACACCUUCUUCACCCUCAAGUUGCUCAAGUACGAGAAGGAGAACAGGCCGGACACGGUGCGGGNGAAGUUGAGGGAGGAGGCGGAGCUCUGGAGGCGCGGCAGGGAGGAAGGGGCGCGGGUCUCGAGGCACACGCAAUCGGACGUCUCUUGCCUCGAUUACGACCGGUUGAGGGAGAGGAACAGGGAGUUGGCGGAGCGCGUGCAGGCGUUGGAGGAAGGGAAUUUGAAUCGGGAGUACGAGAUCAGGCAGGAAUUGGUGGAUCGGUACUCGGUCGCGAUCGAGGAAUUGGAGUCGUGUUGGAGGAAGCGCGUACAGGACAUCGAGGACGAGGGGAGGAAUCUGUUGAAGUGGUCGAACGCUAUGAUCACGUCGAAGGUGGUCGUUCUGAGGGAGAUGGUGCGCGAUCUGAGAAGCGAGAACGAGUUGUUGGUUACGGACAGGAACAAGUGCAGCUUCGAGUUGGUGUUGACCAAGGAGAAGUUGAAAGGUUUCCACGACCUGAUACGCGCUCAUUUCCCCGNGUUGUUCGCCAAGGUUCGGGACGAAGCGGACGACAUCGGUUGCCUCCUGUACGAGUUGAAGCGUAUACUGGACGAGAAGACGGAGGACAUCGAGUCGUUGGAGAACAACCUGAGCCGGGCCUCGGAGGAUUACGUGAAGAUGGUGACGAAGACGAUCGACACGGAGAAGGAGUUGCGCGAGACGAAGAGCAGGCUGCAAGAGGUGUUGUCGAGGGCGAAAGAUUUCGAGAACGAGGUGAAAGAGAAGACGAACCUCGCCAACGAGUUGCAACUCCAGUUGCAGUUGUUGAGGAAGGAAUUGGUCGGGAUACGGGAAUGUGAGAGCGGUUACGUUGUUACUAGUUUGAAAUCUGUCGAGAAAGGGGACGCGCAGCGUGAUCUCACCCGGAAAUAUGUUUACAGCGAUGACCCGUUCUCCAGCGACAACAGCGAGAACAACGCGGAGCUAGCCGCGAGCCGAAAAGCGCGCGGGAAAGCGGAUCGUUGCUCGUACGACGAUUACGAUUACGAUAAAAAGAGGGUGUCGUUGAACGCUAUGGAGUCGGAUUUGCACAAGUCGUAG